Rhopilema esculentum is the source of this 1100-nucleotide messenger RNA. RefSeq names its product transmembrane emp24 domain-containing protein 10. Lineage: Eukaryota; Metazoa; Cnidaria; Scyphozoa; Rhizostomeae; Rhizostomatidae. The record is from RefSeq and is a predicted model, not a curated record.
CACGUUGCCUUGAGGAGCACAAAGCAAUCAAAAUGGCGAGAGUACACUGUUUGGUUGUCGUGCCUUUCAUUUUCUUAUGUAUCUUUGUUGUUAAAGUUCAUUCCCUAUCAUUUACACUCUCGGCUGGAACAAAAAAGUGUUUGCGCGAGGAAGUUCACAAGGAUGUAUUGGUUACAGGAGAAUUUAGGCUUUCUGAAGCGCCUAUCAAAACACAUCUAACGGUUGUUGAUACAAACAAUCAUGUAUUGUACAAAAAGCAAGAUGCACAGAAGGGAAAAUUCGCCUUUACCACUGAUGACUAUGAUAUGUUUGAAGUCUGUUUUGAGAGUGAAGGUCAGCAUGGUCAAGGAAUUGAUAGGGAAAUCUUCCUUGAUGUGAAAACUGGAGUGGAAGCUAAGAAUUAUGAUGAUCUUGCAAAGGUAGAAAAACUAAAGCCAAUGGAAUUGGAACUCAAAAAAUUAGAAGAUUUAUCAGAGGCUAUUGUCAAUGACUUUGCUUAUAUGAGGUCAAGAGAAGAGGAGAUGAGGGAUACAAAUGAAUCAACAAAUGCACGGGUGCUGUACUUCAGUGUGUUCUCAAUGCUUUGUCUAGUUGGACUUGCCGCAUGGCAAAUUUUCUACCUAAGAAGAUUCUUUAUUUCAAAGAAGCUCAUUGAAAAUUAGAUGAAGAUAAUUUGUGUAUGGCCUACUUUGUUUAAAUUGCUCCUUUCUAUGCAAGUCUUCUUUUCUCUUCAGCUCUUCUUAAGUAUAUUGACAUGUCUUUCUUUGUGAGCUACUGAAUAAAGAUACUGGAAGCCAUAUCGAUCAUGCUACAUUCCAGUGCAAAAGUUGAGAACUGGAACUGAGGGUUUGGAUUUUUAAUACCUGCGUAUGUAGCUAUAAGAUCUGUAGAAAAGGUUUUUUAGAAAAGAAAUUGAAAGAUUGGUCCCUUUGGAGCUUCUCUCCUUUGGAAUUCACUUCAUAUUUCCUCUUCAUAUUCCAUUGUUCUUAGCUACUGCUUUGUAAAUGUCAAUCCAUGCUAGUCGUAAAAUUUAUUUUCAUUGUUCAUUUCUUUGGUCAAAUUUGUUGUUUAAAUGUAUUAAGAUAAAACCAUGCACUUAC